GGGGCCGCCUCCUCCCGCGAUUGUUGCACUGUCACGGCCCCGGCGCGGCCCCGGCAGCCGCGGCCAUGAAGCAGGAGGGUGCGUCUCGCCGGCGCGCCGGCGCCGACAAGGCCAAGCCGCCGCCCGAGGAGCCACCGCCGCCGCCGCCGCCGCCUCCGGACGUGGAGAUGCAGGAGGAGGCGGCCGAAGUGGCGGCGGGCGGCGGCGAGAAGCAGCCGCAGCGGGAGCUCGACGCCGUCACGUUGGAGGAUAUCAAAGAGCACGUGAAGCAGCUUGAGAAGGCUGUAUCUGGAAAGGAGCCUCGCUAUGUUCUCCGUGCCCUGCGGGCCCUGCCCUCCACCUCCCGCCGACUCAACUCCAAUGUGCUCCACAAAGCCAUUAAUGGCUUCUUCACCUCCAACAGCACUGUACGGGACUUCCUGCUGGCCUUCCUGGAGGAGCCUAUGGACACAGAAGCAGAGUUGCAGUUCCGUCCCCGGACAGGAAAGGCAGCAUCAGCCCCUCUCCUGCCAGAAGUGGAGACCUAUCUCCAGCUGCUCUUGGUCAUCUACCUGAUGAACAGUAAACGAUACCCAGAGGCCCAGAAAGUGUCUGACGACCUGAUGCAGAAGAUCAGCUCCCAGAACCGCCGUGCUCUUGAUCUGGUGGUGGCCAAGUGUUACUACUACCACUCCCGCAUCUAUGAGUUCCUGAAUAAACUCGAUGUGGUCAGGAGUUUUCUGCAUGCCCGACUGAGGACAGCAACCCUCCGCCAUGAUGCUGAUGGCCAAGCUACCCUCCUGAACCUGCUGCUGAGAAACUACCUUCACUAUAACCUCUAUGACCAGGCAGAGAAGCUUGUCUCCAAAUCUGUGUUUCCUGAGCAGGCCAAUAACAAUGAGUGGGCCCGGUACCUCUACUACACAGGUCGCAUCAAAGCCAUUCAGCUGGAGUACUCUGAAGCACGGAGAACCAUGACAAAUGCCCUGCGGAAGGCACCGCAGCACACAGCUGUUGGCUUCAAACAGACAGUCCACAAGCUGCUUAUCGUGGUGGAAUUACUGCUAGGGGAGAUUCCAGAUAGACUUCAGUUUAGACAGCCUUCUUUGAAGAGGUCACUCAUGCCCUAUUUCCUUCUGACACAAGCUGUUAGGACAGGAAACCUGGCCAAGUUCAAUCAGGUCCUGGAUCAGUUUGCGGACAAGUUCCAGGCAGAUGGGACCUACACCCUGAUCAUCCGGCUGAGGCACAAUGUGAUUAAGACAGGUGUUCGCAUGAUCAGUUUAUCCUAUUCUCGCAUCUCCUUGGCUGACAUAGCUCAGAAGCUGCAGCUGGACAGCCCAGAGGAUGCAGAGUUCAUUGUUGCCAAGGCCAUCCGGGAUGGUGUGAUCGAAGCCAGCAUUAACCACGAAAAGGGCUACGUCCAGUCCAAAGAGAUGAUUGACAUCUACUCUACCCGAGAGCCCCAGCUAGCUUUCCAUCAGAGGAUUUCCUUCUGCCUCGACAUCCACAAUAUGUCUGUCAAGGCCAUGAGGUUCCCACCUAAAUCAUACAACAAGGACUUGGAGUCUGCAGAGGAGCGCCGGGAGCGCGAGCAGCAGGAUCUAGAAUUUGCAAAGGAAAUGGCAGAGGACGAUGAUGACGGUUUCCCAUGAUGCUCUGAGUGGCAGUGCUUUUUUUUAUUUGUCCAUAGGGAACGUCCUGUCUGAUAGAAACCAUCAUAGGGUGGCUCCAAUCCAGAAUCUGCCUUUCUUUUAUAAAUACCUGCAUGUAUGUAUUGGGGGGGUGGGAGGGGACAUGCCCGGGUUCUGCAGCACCCUCUGGCUACUUCAGAGGGAACUGCUCCCUUACCACCAUCACCCACAAGUAUUGCAAUGAAGGGGGUCCCUCCUUAUUCCCAGUAAAAACAAACUUAUUUUAA
Molecule: messenger RNA, 1900 nt
Organism: Alligator mississippiensis (American alligator)
Lineage: Eukaryota; Metazoa; Chordata; Crocodylia; Alligatoridae
Gene: PSMD3
Product: proteasome 26S subunit, non-ATPase 3
Exons: 12
Coding region: 66-1634 (522 amino acids)
Biological process (GO): regulation of protein catabolic process; ubiquitin-dependent protein catabolic process
Cellular component (GO): proteasome complex; proteasome regulatory particle, lid subcomplex
Molecular function (GO): enzyme regulator activity; protein binding
Source: RefSeq, a predicted model, not a curated record